UACGGCAGCCGCUGUGAGGCCUAGUGAGGCCUGUGAGGCCUGUGGAGCGGUGUAGGCCGCACGGUGCCUUGGAGCCGCUGUGAGGCCUAUGGAGCGGUGUAGGCCGCACGGUGCCAUGGAGCCGCAGCCGCCGGCAGAGCAGGUGCUCCGGCAGCUCGGCCGGCUCCUCUCUCAUCGUCCCGGUGCUCUCACAGAGCUGGGAGCGCUGCUGGAGGCCUCGGAGCCUCGGUGGCUGCUCGGUACCGGGAGCCCCGCAGCUCUGGUUGAGUUAGCGGCCCAGCUGAGCGACUUCGCGGCCCUCCCGGAGUGCGAGCAGGAUACGGCUGAGCUCCGAGAUGGGGACAAGGCCUACGAGGCAGCAGCUGAAAGAGCGGCCGGUGUUGGCGGUGUGUUCCUACGGCUCCUCGCUAAGCUGGAGGCGGCCAAGGCGGACGAGUCGCUUAAGCCAUUGGUGGAGCCGGUCCUGCGGCGUGUGAUGGGGUAUAUGUAUAUAUUGGCGGUGACACAUAUCGUGGAGGGAGCAUGGAGCAGCGCUGGGACCCGCGAGGUGGCUGCGGAGCUGUUGGAGGAGCUGGUGAGGAGCGUGGGAUGCGGGACGGUGGAGGAGCUGCUUCGGGGGAGGAAGGAAGAGGAGAAAGGAGGAUUCGAGGCGGUGAUGGGGCUGAUGAAGCCGCGGUUGAGCAAAGACACCUGGAAGCGCAACCCGGCCACCAAGCAUGUUUUCUCCUGGACACUGAUGCGCAUCACCCGGCCAUGGCUCAGCCAGCACCUGGAGCGUGUCCUCCCUGCAUCACUGCUCAUCUCAGAUGAUUUCCGGGAGGAGAAUAAAGUUCUGGGUGUGCGCUGCCUGCACCACAUCGUUCUCAAUGUGCCAGGUGCUGAUCUGUGCCAGUUCAACAGGGCUCAGGUUGUGUACCAUGCCCUUUACAAUCACCUCUACUCACGAGAGGCUUCUCUCAUCCAGGCAGUACUGCUGUGCCUGUUGGACUUGCUGCCAAUCCUGGAGAGAGCACAGCGGCAGCAACAGCAGCCCAGGCCAACCUCACCCUGGGAUGAGGUGUUGCAGCUGGUUCUGACCCACAUGGAGCCAGAGCAUCGGCUCGCACUGCGGAGGGUAUACGCCAGAACCCUGCCAGCCUUUGUGCAGAGACUUGGCAUCCUGAUAGCACGGCACCUGAAGAGGCUAGAAAGGGUUAUCCUGGGUUAUCUGGAAGUCUCUGAUGGCCCCGAUGAAGAAGCCAGACUGGGAAUAUUGGAGACACUGAAGUGCACUAUAGAGCAUGCUUGGCCCAGAAUGCCAUGCAGGCUCCCUGUGCUGCUCAAAGCCCUGCUGAAGAUGAUCUGGGAUGUCCACACUGACCAGGGCUCAACACCAGAGCCAGUGAGAGCUGCCUUGCUCCAGAGAGCCACUGAGUGCCUCAUCCUGCUGGACCGGUGCUCUGAAGGACAAGUGAAGAUUCUGCUGGAAGGAGUGUACAGCUGUUGCGAGGAGAACCGUGUACGGGAAUGCAUCAGGAGAGUGCAAGAGAACACAUGAGGCAUGACUGAACGUUCAUUCUGCUUUUUGUACAGUAAAAUAUUUUUUAUUUAAGUUA
This is a messenger RNA of Coturnix japonica (Japanese quail), 1595 nucleotides long. RefSeq names its product TELO2 interacting protein 2 (gene TTI2). NCBI's taxonomy places the organism in Eukaryota, Metazoa, Chordata, Aves, Galliformes, Phasianidae. The record is from RefSeq and is a predicted model, not a curated record. Gene Ontology annotation, cellular component: nucleus; cytosol; TTT Hsp90 cochaperone complex.